ACGCAAAAUGCUUCUGCCUCGCACAGUGCUGUAAAUCGGACUUAUUAUACCAACAGCUGUGCGACGGCGUUGUACAACACACACGAGCCAUUGAAAUGGCGCGAAAAUAAUUUGGCGCGUCGCCGAACAUUUGGAGGGAAACUGCAUCGCCGUGGCCCAGUUGUAAUUCGAGCGGUGGCACUGACACGACGUAUAUGGAAAUAUAAUAAGAUAUAAAAAGAAAAAGUGAGAUACCCACACAGAAACCGACGUGCCCUAAGUGAAAUUAACAAGACAUAUACACAACAGCCCAUAAGAAUAGCAUUUAAUUCAAAUAAAUUUAAAAAAAAAUGGCCCAGCCAUCGGUAGCUGCAUUUUUUAGCAAUCGUAAACGUGCCGCAGUAGAUGAUGCGACGACCAUUAAGAACAGGCGUCUCGCGGAGCCCGUAGAGGCAGCCGCUCCACAGAGUAUAGCUCAGUCCAGCUCGCAUACAGAUCAGGAUGUGGACAUUGAUGCACUUAAAGGUGGCGUACGCACCCGCUCUGGCCGCACCGUCAAACUUAUUGGCGUACAGCCAACACCAUCAGCGCAAGAAAGCAAAAAGAAGCCCGCCAAGGCCGAGUCAACCAUCAAGCAACCGAAGCUUGUACAAUUCAUACGCAAGGGUAAUCUCUCACCACGCAAGCAGCCGCCCAAUCAGACAGAAAUCCCCAAUGAGCAGACACCCAAACUGAAUUUGGCUGUUGUGGCCAAACAAAUAGCUGAUAAUGCACAGCGUGGCAUGCGCACGCCCACAAAGCAAAUCAUCAAAGAUGCCUCGCCCGUUAAGCACCUGGAGCUGGCCAAGCGGGGUCUCACCUUCGAUGAGGUCAAAACGAAGAUCUCGCGCAGUGCCAAGAUGCAGGAGCUGAAGGCGGUGCUAGCACGCAAAGCACAAUUGGAACAGCAACGCAAGGCGCAGGAGGAGCGCAACAGACGCCUGCGGGAAGCAGGUCCAUCGCCGGCCAAGGCAGCCAAGAGCCUGCAGCUAAAGGAGUUCGAUACCAUUGAACUGGAGGUGUUGACCAGUCCCUUGAAGACAUUCAAGACGCCCACAAAACUGCAGCAGCCCCCGACCCCGGAUAAACAUGAGUUAAUGUCGCCACGUCACACGGACGUCUCGAAGCGUCUGCUCUUCAGUCCGGCCAAGAAGGGAUCGCCAGCCAAGCUGCUGGAGACGCCAGCCUAUAAACGCUAUGCCAGUCUCGUCGAGACGAGCAAAGCCGGUCAACUGCCGCUGCCAUACAAGCAUCGUCAUUUGCUGGAGGUAUUCAAGUGCUUGGACUCGGUGGUGGCCAUGUUCCACAAUCGCAAGGAGUGCAUCACAUUCAAGAAAUUGAAGCCAGCUGUGCAGCGCAUGUUGCGCAAGAAUUUCACGGAAACGCAUUUGGCACAGAUCAAGCAUGUCUAUCCCGAUGCCUUCAUCUUCUCGCAGAUGAAGAUGCGCAACUUUGGCUCUGUAUCGAAGGCGGAUUACUUUCAGCUGGUGAUCAGUCCCAAUGUGGAGCAGCUGCCCGAGGAGCAGCGUAUGAAUAAGAUCAAUGAAGACGAUGUGCUCGCGUCGGCUCAGUCGACGUCCAUGAAUCCACAUGUCAUGACGGCGCGUGUCCAGAAAUUCCAGCGUCUACUGCUGCAGCGUGUGCUCGAGGAGCACGAUAAGUUUGUGCGCUCUCUGGAUCCACCAAUUAUCAUAGAUCGGGCUCUGACACGUUGGCAUCCGCAAUUCGAUUUGGAGAGCUGCAGUGAGGUGGAGUUGGCUGUGCUACCUCAGCCACCAAAUGUUGAGAAAUAUUCAUCGGCCAAGGACAUUUUGUCAACAGCUCGUAAUCUGUUCAACUGUGCCACGCCCAUGGAGCGUGUCAUGGAUCGAUAUGAGGCUAAGCUGGAGGCGGAUAAGCAAGAGGCAAUAACUGCCACCACUGAGACUUCAACUGCCACGCCCACGGUGCAGCAAUGUACACCCGUAGCACCUGUCGAUGCAACGUCCAAUCUAUUGAAGGGUCUACCCAAAUCAUUGAUAGACAAAAUACGCGCUAAGCAGGCAGCCAAAGCCUUGGAUGCAAUGACGCGACGUCCGUCACAGGACCAAGAAGCAACCAAAUAUUCGCGCCUGCCGGAAUUGGCGCGUCAUCUGCGAAAUGUCUUCGUCACAGAACGCAAGAGCGUUCUAACCCUUGAGAUUAUCAUCAAGAAAAUACAGAACAGUUUCAGGGCGAACUUAACGCCUCAAGAGAUCGAAACACACCUGAAACUUUUGGCCAAGGAAUUGCCCACGUGGGCAUCAUUUCACGAGGUGCGGAAGACCAUGUAUAUUAAAAUUGCCAAGGACAUGGAUAUGAAUAAGAUCAUCGAGAAAUUGGAGGAGAUUGCGAAUGAGAAGAGCAAAUAAUUAAUGGAGACUUGGAGAUUACGUAAAAACAAAGCAAUUCCUAGACCCUGUGGACUACAUCCAGCUAUACCAUUUAUAUGUAUGUUUAAAUACAACGCUUACUUAGGCUCAAUUAAAUUAGGCAAUUCUAUUGUUAUUCUUACUAUUGACAUAAUUAUUAUUUUUAUUAUCAUUAACAUUAUUUGACCAAAUUAUAAAAGCAAUCACACAUAUUCAUCACAUUCAAUAUGUCAUUUUCUUAAGUAAUUUACCAAGACACUACACUACAACAUAAAUUAA
Drosophila hydei is the source of this 2687-nucleotide messenger RNA. It is a transcript of the gene dup, whose product is annotated as DNA replication factor Cdt1. NCBI's taxonomy places the organism in Eukaryota, Metazoa, Arthropoda, Insecta, Diptera, Drosophilidae. Bases 330 to 2408 code for a protein of 692 amino acids. Gene Ontology annotation, molecular function: DNA binding; DNA polymerase binding. The record is from RefSeq and is a predicted model, not a curated record. Gene Ontology annotation, biological process: DNA replication preinitiation complex assembly; DNA replication checkpoint signaling; mitotic cell cycle. The transcript has 3 exons. Gene Ontology annotation, cellular component: nucleus.